AUGUCUCUUUCUUCUUGGGUCGGGACUUUCGAAUCACAUCUAUGGGGUCACCAUCUGCCGCUUCUUCGCGGGACUCUUUGGGAGCGCGGUGAUCUCUGCAACGGAGGCACGCUGGCCGACUUGUACUUGCCGUACCAACGAGCCUUUCCAAUCGGCGUAUUCAGCUUUCUGGGGUUUGUAGGGCCAUCACUGGGGUUCAUCGUAGCAGGCUUUGCUAUUGAAUAUACUGGUGAUUGGCGAUAUACUGCCUGGGUGCCAUUGAUGUUCGCCGUUCCGGCCGUUCUACUAAUAGCAUUCGCCAAAGAGACCCAUCGGGCUACCAUACUCCGUCGACUAUCGAAUUCGGAAGACAGAUGGGAGCGAGUCAAAGCCGACUUGACUCGGCUAGGGAAACUCCCAUACUUGACCAUACUCCGACGACCUGUUCACAUGCUCCUGACCGAGCCUGUUGUGGCUGCAAUUGGAAUAUACACCGCCAUUAGCUUCGCCAUCAUCUACGCCCUACUCGCGGCAGUACCGUUCAUCUUCGAGCAAGUAUAUGGAUUCGGUCUGGCGGCCUCGGGGCUGACAUGGAUCGCUUGGAUUAUCGGGUAUUUUCUCGGCGCCUGCGUGAGCACAUAUAUGCAGUAUCGCUUGGCUAGAAAUAUUCGAGCGACGCAGCAGAAAACCUAUGUCCCUGAGUGGAGUCUGGUGCCUGCCAUGAUUGGCUCUCCUAUGGUACCCAUUUCGCUGUUCUGGAUGGCUUGGACGGCGCAGCGCAGCAUCCACUGGAUCGUCCCUGUCAUUGCAUCGGGAUUCUACGCUAUGGGAACGCUGCUUUGUUUCAAUGCCGGACUCACAUAUGUCGUGGUUUUCUAUGGCCCACGAUAUGGUGCGUCUGCAUCUGCUGGUGCUCGUAUGCUGAGCUUCUGUCUCGGCAUUGCUUUCCCCUUGUUUUCAAUUCCUCGUGAGUUGACCCCCGUUGGUGCUGCUCUCAUGACGGGAGCUCUUUUACUGACUUUCAAGCAAGUAUUUGAAGGUAUAGGGAUUUCUUGGGCGGUUUCCCUGUUCGGAUUCGUGGCUUUGGCGCUGACGCCGACUCCGUACCUACUGUAUCAUUUCGGCGCCCGUCUACGAGCGCGGUCAAGCGGAUAG
Ramularia collo-cygni is the source of this 1134-nucleotide messenger RNA. RefSeq lists its product as uncharacterized. The record is from RefSeq and is a predicted model, not a curated record. The transcript is spliced from 4 exons. NCBI's taxonomy places the organism in Eukaryota, Fungi, Ascomycota, Dothideomycetes, Mycosphaerellales, Mycosphaerellaceae. Bases 1 to 1134 code for a protein of 377 amino acids. Gene Ontology annotation, biological process: transmembrane transport; spermidine transport; spermine transport. Gene Ontology annotation, molecular function: spermine transmembrane transporter activity; spermidine transmembrane transporter activity.